UUUUGAUCACCGCGUUAGUCCCUCGUAUCUCGCAUUCGUCGCUGCUCAAACAUUUCAUACUUAGAAGUGCCGCGGACGAGAUAAUUGUACUCUGUAAUUUCUUCUUUUUUUUCUUCUUAACUCUCGGUGAUAUAUUUUUAAAUAGUGUUCAGUGUUUAACAGAAUUUUUAUUUUUUCAAGUGGCUGUGAACUGGGAUACAAAAAUCGUCCGAAGAUUGGACGAAAAUAAAAUAAAUAAGCCAUAUAUUAAGGAUCGUUGUGAAUGUUAUAUUAAAGGAUCACCGUUUUAAACCACCAAGCCGUCCACAAUGGAGGACGCCCACGCGAAAACCGUGGAUGAGGUACAAAACUUCUUCAACGUAGACCCAGAAAAAGGUUUAUCACUUGAUCAAAUAAAAAGAAAUCAAGCUAAAUAUGGACCUAAUGAAUUGCCCGCCGAAGAAGGCAAAUCAAUUUGGCAGCUUGUUCUUGAACAGUUCGAUGACCUACUAGUUAAAAUUCUACUAUUAGCUGCUAUUAUAUCUUUUGUAUUAGCAUUAUUUGAAGAACACAAUGACAUUAAUGAAACUUUAACUGCCUUUGUGGAACCACUUGUUAUAUUACUUAUUCUUAUAGCAAAUGCUGUGGUUGGAGUGUGGCAGGAACGAAAUGCAGAGUCGGCCAUUGAGGCACUUAAAGAAUAUGAACCAGAAAUGGGUAAAGUUGUCCGUGGCGACAAAUCUGGUGUACAAAAAAUCAGGGCGAAAGAAAUUGUACCUGGUGAUAUAGUAGAAAUAUCAGUAGGAGAUAAAAUCCCUGCUGAUAUUAGGUUGAUUAAAAUCUACUCAACCACAUUGAGAAUUGACCAGUCCAUUUUGACUGGUGAAUCAGUCUCUGUGAUUAAACAUACAGAUGCCAUUCCAGACCCAAGGGCUGUGAACCAGGACAAAAAAAAUAUUUUAUUCAGUGGUACAAAUGUUGCUGCUGGUAAAGCCAGAGGUAUAGUUAUGGGUACCGGAUUAAAUACUGCCAUUGGUAAAAUCCGUACUGAAAUGAGUGAAACUGAAGAAAUCAAAACUCCUCUGCAACAAAAAUUGGAUGAAUUUGGUGAACAACUUAGUAAAGUUAUUUCAGUUAUCUGUGUUGCUGUCUGGGCCAUCAAUAUUGGUCACUUCAACGACCCUGCCCAUGGUGGUUCUUGGCUGAAAGGUGCCAUUUACUACUUCAAAAUUGCUGUUGCUUUAGCUGUAGCUGCCAUUCCAGAAGGUUUACCAGCUGUCAUUACUACCUGUUUGGCUUUAGGUACUCGCCGUAUGGCUAAAAAGAAUGCAAUUGUUAGAUCUCUGCCUUCAGUUGAAACUCUUGGUUGUACUUCUGUCAUAUGUUCUGACAAAACUGGUACACUUACAACCAACCAAAUGUCUGUUAGCAGAAUGUUCAUUUUUGAGAACAUCGAAGGAAAUGACAGUUCAUUCACUGAAUUUGAGAUCACAGGAUCAACUUAUGAACCAAUUGGUGAAGUAUUCCUUAAUGGCCAAAGAAUAAAAACCUCAGAUUAUGAAGCAUUAAAUGAAUUAGGAACAAUUUGUGUGAUGUGUAAUGACUCAGCUAUUGAUUUUAAUGAAUUUAAACAAGCUUUUGAAAAGGUUGGUGAAGCCACUGAAACAGCCUUGAUAGUAUUAGCAGAAAAAAUGAACCCAAAUAAUGUUUCUAAAUCUGGCUUGGACCGCAGAACAACAGCUAUUGUUGUGAAACAAGAUAUUGAAACCAAAUGGAAGAAAGAAUUUACUCUUGAAUUUUCUAGAGAUCGUAAAUCUAUGUCUUCUUACUGUACACCCAUCAAAACUACCAAAAUGGGUAAUAGCCCCAAAUUGUUUGUUAAGGGAGCUCCAGAAGGUGUUCUUGAAAGAUGUACACAUGCCCGAGUUGGCUCUCAAAAAGUUCCUUUGACAUCUGCACUCAAAAACCGUAUCCUAGAAUUGACCCGUAAAUAUGGUACUGGACGUGACACUCUUCGUUGUUUAGCUCUUGCUACUGCUGAUUCACCAACCAAACCAGAACAAAUGGAUCUUAAUGAUUCUACCAAGUUCCAUACUUAUGAAGUAAAUUUGACAUUUGUGGGAGUAGUUGGUAUGUUGGAUCCUCCUCGUAAAGAAGUAUUUGAUUCAAUCCAAAGGUGCAGAGCAGCUGGUAUUAGAGUUAUUGUUAUCACUGGUGACAACAAGGCCACAGCUGAAGCUAUUUGUCGUAGAAUCGGUGUGUUCACUGAAGAAGAAGAUACAACUGGAAAGUCAUACUCAGGACGAGAAUUUGAUGAUUUAUCUCUGUCCGAACAAAAAUCUGCUGUAGCUAGAGCUCGGCUGUUCUCUCGAGUGGAACCAUCCCAUAAAUCAAAAAUUAUUGAAUAUUUACAAAGCAUGAACGAAAUUUCUGCCAUGACUGGUGAUGGUGUAAAUGAUGCUCCGGCAUUGAAAAAAGCAGAAAUUGGUAUUGCUAUGGGUUCUGGAACUGCUGUAGCCAAAUCUGCUUCUGAAAUGGUGUUAGCCGAUGACAACUUUUCAUCCAUUGUGGCAGCUGUUGAAGAGGGCAGAGCUAUUUAUAACAACAUGAAACAAUUUAUUAGGUACUUGAUUUCAUCCAAUAUUGGUGAAGUUGUUAGUAUUUUCCUGACUGCUGCACUUGGAUUACCAGAAGCUCUGAUUCCUGUACAACUUUUGUGGGUCAACUUGGUCACUGAUGGCUUACCAGCUACUGCUCUAGGUUUCAAUCCACCUGAUCUUGACAUUAUGGAUAAACCCCCCCGUAAAAGUGAUGAAGGUUUGAUUUCUGGCUGGUUGUUCUUCCGUUAUAUGGCCAUUGGAGGAUAUGUUGGUGCAGCUACUGUUGGUGCUGCUGCUUGGUGGUUCAUGUACUGUGAAGAUGGUCCACAAAUAUCGUAUUAUCAACUGACUCACCAUUUAUCAUGCAUAAGCGGAGGAAGUGAGUUCAGAGGUCUUGACUGUGCAGUUUUCCAUGAUCCUCAUCCAAUGACAAUGGCUCUCUCUGUAUUAGUUACAAUUGAAAUGUUGAACGCAAUGAACAGUUUAUCAGAAAAUCAAUCUUUGAUUAGCAUGCCACCAUGGUCAAACUUGUGGCUUAUUGGUUCUAUGUUAUUGUCCUUCACUCUUCAUUUUGUUAUUCUACACAUUGAUUUCUUAUCGACCGUGUUCCAAGUGACUCCUCUCACUUUUGAUGAAUGGAUCACAGUAAUGAAGUUUUCUAUACCUGUAGUACUUUUGGACGAGACUUUGAAAUUUGUUGCCCGACGGUUCACUGACGUGCCCCUGGCAAUCGAACAGAAAUGGUGAGCCGCCGCUGGUCAUCGCGUGGACUGCACCACACCGCACCAGUGAGGCUGCAGGCGACCAACCAUCGUAGGCGACUUAGCGCAUUUUCGACAAGAACACGAAAAAAAAACAAUAAAAACCCAAAAAAAAUCCAUAAUUUAAUAUUCAAAUACGGUACACGGACAAUACAAUAAAUAGAUCAUGUCUCAUCAAUUGUGUGUGUUAGGUAAGAUUAUAAUAUUGUAGGACAAAAAAAAAUGUUUAAGAAUUAUUUUGUUUUUAACGCGUUUAGACUGUUUUGGUUUAGUAGACAUAAAGUACAAACUUUAGUUGAAAUUAUUAAAAUAUUAUUUAUAAAUAAUAAUAAAUCUUUAGUGUUACAUAUAUUAUUAUUGUUACUAUAUUUCUCAUCGUGUACGAUGUAUAUUAUAUCGUUAUAAAAAUGCGAACGUACCUAGACGGGAAGUGGUUUAAGUUUAGGCGCUUGAAAAAUAAUCAGACUGCUGCAAUGGACUUCUUUAACAUUUUAGGUACGUUUGUUCUUUUCGGUUGCUUUUUAUAUUUUUUUAUCCCUCCAGUACUUUAUGUAUUACACUAAUGCGCAUGCCACCACAAUAUAUAAACAACAUUAGAAUCGGUGCAAAUUAUCCUCCCCAUAUCCAACCCCCGUUUGAUCACUUGCAGUAAUUUCUUUUUUCAUAAUAUAGGUACGAUACAAAUAAUAAUAAUAACAAUGAUAACAACAUUUUGAUCGGUUAUUAGUACCCAGAAAAACGCCGCAGUGCUUGACACUAAAUAUUUUAUAUAAUACAUUAUUGUUAUAUUUGACGUUUAUUAUUAAUUAUUAUUAUAGGUAGAGGUAUUAUAGUAGGCGUGUAGAACUGUUAAACGAAAAAUAUACGAUUAUUAAUAUUAUGAUAAAUGCAAAUUUUAUGUUCUUUUAGGCAUGCUCUAUAGAAAUGUGUUUUUUUUCUGUUUUUGAACUUUCGUGUAUAUAAAAUGAAAUAUUUUUAAUAAUAUACUUAGAAUACAAAAAAAUAAAUUUAGUUGUUUAUCUGUUUAUCUUGUGUAUUAUUUGUGGAAUUAUUAUUAUUUUUUUUUUGUUAUGUAUAAAAAACAAAUUAUGAAUGUCAUUGUUUUGUCUUGAGUCGAAUAAAAUUGAAAGAUUUUA
Molecule: messenger RNA, 4476 nt
Organism: Rhopalosiphum padi (bird cherry-oat aphid)
Lineage: Eukaryota; Metazoa; Arthropoda; Insecta; Hemiptera; Aphididae
Gene: SERCA
Product: calcium-transporting ATPase sarcoplasmic/endoplasmic reticulum type
Exons: 18
Coding region: 309-3326 (1005 amino acids)
Biological process (GO): calcium ion transmembrane transport; intracellular calcium ion homeostasis
Cellular component (GO): membrane
Molecular function (GO): ATP binding; P-type calcium transporter activity; ATP hydrolysis activity
Source: RefSeq, a predicted model, not a curated record